Messenger RNA from Saprolegnia diclina VS20, 996 nucleotides. RefSeq lists its product as hypothetical. Lineage: Eukaryota; Oomycota; Saprolegniomycetes; Saprolegniales; Saprolegniaceae. The coding region runs from base 1 to 996 and encodes 331 amino acids. The transcript is spliced from 6 exons. The record is from RefSeq and is a predicted model, not a curated record.
AUGAUGGACCGAACCACCGAGCAGUUGCGCUCCAAGCAUGUUCGGACGCUGGAGCUCCUGCAGAAGACGCUGGAUGAGAACGCCGAGAUGAAGAAGACGUUGUCGCAAAAGGCCUUUCCUCUCUCCAUGGGGCAGGGUGUCGACCUUUCCAAGCGCGUCGUGGAGCUCGAAAACGAGCUGGAGCGGCUCCAGCGCUCGCCCGCGAUGGCAUCGGACAACGCCAAGGUUGCCACCCUCGAGACGCGAGUGCAUGAGCUCGAAGCUGCCAACUACAACCUCGAGUUCAAUCUCAGUGCCAAGGAGCGGCUCGUUGUCGACGCCACACGCGAGCGCGACGAGCUCCAAGCGGCGCUGGCAGCCAAUAUCGCCAAGUCCGACGCCCGCAGCAACCAAGACGCGGACGCACUUGCCAAGGCGCUGGACGCCCGCGCCAACGCCGAGGGCGAGUGCCUCCGCAUGGCCGACACGAUCGAAAAGCUUCAGAAGAAGGAAUGGACGUUUACAGAGCAGAUUGAAGCCCUUCGAGCGCAGAAGCUGGCGUUUGAGAACGAGCACGCAGCGCUGUACCGCACGCUCGAGGACAAAGAGCGCCAGAUGGAGUUCGUCGUGCAGGAGCUGCAAGGUGCACGAGCUGAAGUCAGCCAGCUACGGGAAAUGUCGCCGAAAUGUGACCGAACCCCCAGCAUCAAGGUCGAGGUUACACCCGCGAUCAGCCAAGAGGCGCUCGACAGUGCAAUGCGCCCUACACUAGCGCGCAACAAGCAGCUCCUACGCGACAACCAGCAGCUGCGGGACCACGUCGAGUCGCUACAGGCAGAGCUGGUGCAGUACCAGAGUCGAUUGAGCUCGACAACCACCUUUGCCGCGCACAUCGACCUCAAGAAGGAGAACUUUCUCUUGCGCCAACAGGUGGAAGAGAUGCAGGCGCUGCAGAAGAAGUUCCUUGGCACCGCCAAGAAGCAGACGUUCCAGUUCAACAACCAGCGAGGCGUGUGA